Molecule: messenger RNA, 2631 nt
Organism: Naumovozyma castellii
Lineage: Eukaryota; Fungi; Ascomycota; Saccharomycetes; Saccharomycetales; Saccharomycetaceae
Exons: 1
Coding region: 1-2631 (876 amino acids)
Source: RefSeq, a predicted model, not a curated record
AUGCUGAGCCAUAAUAUACCUGAUAGUCCACCUACGGAUAAUGCUAGCUCAAAAUUAGUUUUAUCACAGGUAGAUAGUGAAGAUAUCUCUAUCUCUGAAGAAUCUAGUUUGACAAGUGAUAAUUGCUUCUCCACCCCAACAAACAAGAGAAGAAAAAUUAUCAAGGAACUGGUAUUACCUCCUGACCAUUUACUUCAGUUUGAAGAUCCAGAAUGGGUACGUAUCGACAGCAAAGGGAAAAAUAGCGUUUGGAAAUACUUCAAGCAAAAUAAGAAAAACUAUUCGAUUUUAAAAUGUAAUAAUUGUCAUAAAAUUUUUAAUUGUGAUAAAGAGAAAGCAAGAUAUAAUUCUGAGCCUGCUGAAAGUCAUUUGAGAAACAGCUGUAGUAACCCACCUGAUCACUUUCAUGGCAAUUUAAAUGAUGAAAAGACAAUUAAAGAGAUAUGCAAAAAGAAAAAAGAUGGGAAUAGGAAACUAAAUCAACAUUUAAGGAAGCUUACAUAUUUUGAUAUAGCCAUUCAAAUGACUUUGGAAUUCCGUCUCUCUCUUAACUGGAUCUCAUCCAAGACAUCGCGAAGGAUAUUUUCGUGCAUGAAUUUAGAGCCUGAUAACAAUGAAAAUUCAAGAACAGAGCAUCUAACAUUGAACAAAUCUAGUAUGUGCAGUUAUAUAAAUACGACGGUAAAAGAUAUUGAUUAUUUUUGGAAAAGUGAGAUAGCUUCUUCGGCCUACUUAUUGGAAAAAAAGACCUUUACUAAGAAAUAUAAUUUUCCUUUUACACUUGCUGAGAGGUUAAAAGAACUUGGAAAUGUCACUUUCAUGUCACUUGUCUUUGAUCAUUGGUCUAACCAUAAGAUAACCAACUACCUGGGUGUUUCACUUGUUACGUAUGAUGAGAAAGAAGGGAAGCAACUUCCUUUUCUCAUCAAAAUGGAUAGAUCACCUUCCGGCAAAAAAGUCGACAUAAAUAAUCAACUCGCAAAAAUCUUUAAUACGUACGCCGGCUUGAGUACAAUUACGGUAGGUAUGUCAACUGACAAUGCUACUAAUAUAUUAAAGGUCCCAAAACAACUUGCAAACAAUGACUUAUUGUCAUCCCAUUUCCUUGACCAUGUUCCUUGUUUAUUUAAUAGUGCAAAUACCAUGAACAGUACCCUCUUUGAUAUGGUUGCAAAGAGUGGUUUCGGAGACAUAGAUUCUGAACGUGAAUCAGAAAUUUUUGAGCUAGCUGCAAUGAAAUAUCAAUUAAAAUCUGAUGGUUCAAGGAGUGGCGUUAUAAAGCAAGAUAUUUUUACCGAAUUUCUUUUAUCGAAUGAUACUAAAAAUAUUUCUGCCAAAAAUGAAGCUGAGAGUAGUGACCUCCUCACCUUCCUAACUGGCGAUGUAAUUUUGAAGAAAAACAACCAGCUUGUUCUUGAUAUCAAAACUAGCCGCAGCAACCAAGAGCUGUACCGUACAUUAUGUGAAAAGCACAAGAAAUCGUACAUGGGAGAACCUUUAGCACUGAAAAUAUACACUAAAACAAGACGUUUAUCAGCUCUAGAAGUUCUAACCAGGCUAUAUGAAUUAAAGCCUGUACUGAUGGAACUAAACAAAAGCGUGGAGCUUGGUGGAUUCCUUGAAGAGGAUGACUUUAUUUUAAUUGAAGAUUUGACAGAAAUUUUAUUACCCUUUCAAUCGGUUUGCGAAAUGCUUUCUAAUGAUGCCUGCACCGUGAAGAGUACUCUUCCAUUACUUGUUUCCUACAAGAAUCUUACUGAUAAAAUGUUUGUUGAUAAAAUUAAAAGUUCAAACACAAAAUACAGACAUUUCUCUUGCUUCAUUCGUUUUAAGCAAAGGAUGGAUAGUUAUUAUGAAAUGUACAUUAACAUGGAAGAUUGCUUAUUAUCUUCUUAUUUAAACAUUACAUUUGUCAACAAUCCGGUUUUUGUACAGCAUUUUGUUCCAACUAAUAAGGAUAUUAAGAAAAGAGAGCAUGUUUCCCGUGUGAUAUCGCAAAAAUUGGCUACUAUAUUAGUACCGUUUUUGAAUAUAUCCUAUAGUUCGUUUGGAGAUAGAGAAAAAACAGAUACUAAUUCCAGCUUUGGAGAGGACUUUAAUGCCGCCGACUAUUUGGAUAACUUAUCUGGGAUACAAGAAGGAGAAGGUAAUGACAUAAAUGAACCGUUUGACGAAUUUAGUAUCAAGGGUGACUUGCAAGAAAAAAUUAAGACCGAACUUGAACAAUACCGUGAACUUGCUUUGAGCUCGAUUGAAGAAUGUAUUCGUGAAUUCUCAAAACAACAUUCAAAUGAAGAUUGGUCUGAGUUUGGUCAACAAGUUCAGGUAAUUGUGGGGGCUGAUAGGAUAUUUUGGUCGAAAUAUAAAGGUUACUUCCCACUUUUAUCUUUUGCUAACCGGUUAUUCAACAGUUUACCAUCUACGUCAAUUCAUGCAGAAAGGUUGUUUAGUUUAGCAGCACAGAUAUCUGAGCAACGAAGAAAUCAACUUUCUGAUCAGGUGUUUGAGGAUCUUUGCGUUAUAAGAUCAUUCUUAUUACGCCUACGAUUGGAUUCAAUCAACAUUACAGAUUGCACUUUAACUGAUGCGUUAAGCCUGACAAAGAAACUCAACUCCAAAGAAAAACCAUGA